GGUGAGUUGUCCGCGUGGGUGCUGGAAAGCGCCAAGCCGGCGGCGGGCGAAGGGCACGAGCCGGGCCCUGAGGAACUCAGCACGCGCCGCCGCGUCACGCGCGGUCUCGGCGCCGCAAGCCGCGCACAUAACGAUACUGGAUUUGAGCUGCAUUUUGGAAUUCAUCUACACUUAAAAUGCCUCCUGCAAUUGGAGGACCAGUUGGAUAUACCCCCCCAGAUGGAGGCUGGGGAUGGGCAGUGGUAGUUGGAGCAUUCAUUUCUAUUGGCUUCUCUUAUGCAUUUCCCAAAUCCAUCACUGUGUUCUUUAAAGAAAUUGAAGGUAUAUUCAAUGCUACCACCAGCGAAGUGUCGUGGAUAUCCUCCAUCAUGUUGGCUGUCAUGUAUGCUGGAGGUCCUAUCAGCAGUGUCCUGGUGAACAAGUAUGGCAGCCGCCCGGUCAUGAUUGCUGGGGGCUGCUUGUCCGGCUGUGGCUUGAUGGCGGCUUCCUUCUGUAACACCGUGCAGGAGCUUUACUUGUGCAUUGGCGUCAUCGGAGGUCUUGGGCUUGCCUUUAACCUGAAUCCAGCUCUGACCAUGAUUGGCAAGUAUUUCUAUAAGAAGAGACCACUGGCCAAUGGACUGGCCAUGGCAGGCAGCCCUGUAUUCCUCUCUACCCUGGCCCCCCUCAACCAGGCUUUUUUUGGUAUCUUUGGCUGGAGAGGAAGCUUCCUAAUUCUUGGGAGCCUCCUGCUAAACUGCUGUGUAGCUGGAUCCCUGAUGCGGCCAAUAGGGCCCAAGGCUACUGAGGUAGAAAAAGUUAAGUCCAAAGAAUCUCUCCAGGAACCUGGCCAAUCUGGUGCAAAAAUAGGUGCAGGUGAUGCAAGUACAGAUCUUAUUGGAGGAAACCCCAAACAGGAAAAACAAUCCAUCUUCCAAACGAUUAAUAAAUUCCUUGACUUGUCCCUCUUCACUCACAGAGGCUUUUUGCUCUACCUUUCUGGAAAUGUAGUCAUGUUUUUUGGACUCUUCACACCGUUGGUCUUUCUUAGUAAUUAUGGCAAGAGUCAGCACUAUUCUAGUGAGAAGUCAGCCUUCCUUCUUUCCAUUCUGGCUUUUGUUGAUAUGGUGGCCAGACCUUCCAUGGGACUUGUGGCCAACACGAAGUGGAUCAGACCUCGGAUCCAGUACUUCUUUGCGGCUUCUGUAGUUGCGAAUGGAGUGUGCCAUUUGUUAGCGCCUUUAUCCACCAGCUACGUUGGCUUCUGCAUCUACUCGGGAUUCUUUGGCUUUGCCUUUGGGUGGCUCAGCUCGGUAUUGUUUGAAACACUGAUGGACCUCGUUGGACCCCAGAGGUUCUCCAGCGCUGUGGGCUUGGUGACCAUUGUGGAAUGCUGCCCUGUCCUCCUGGGGCCACCACUUUUAGGUAGUCUCAAUGACAUUUACGGCGAGUACAAAUACACGUACUGGGCGUGUGGCGUCAUCCUCAUCAUCGCAGGUGUCUAUCUCUUCAUUGGCAUGGGCGUCAAUUAUCGACUUGUGGCAAAAGAACAGAAGGCAGAGGAGCAGAGAAAGGAAGGGAAAGAGGACGAGACCGGUAUGAACUCAGAUGAGAAGCCAAAAGAAGUUACAAAAGCAGCACAGUCUCCACAGCAUAACAGCACAGAAGGAGACCCCAAAGAGGAGGAGAGUCCAGUGUGACCCCGCGGGCCAUUACCCAAGACAUCCGAAGAUCUACUGGCCUGUAGUAUACCAGUGGUGCUCUCUGAGACGGUGGACAUUCUGUGCAAACAUCCCAGGUGUUCAUUGAUGGAUUUUGUUUCACUCCUUACCAAUGCCUGAAUUUAAAGUAUCAUACACUUUGGGGAGGACAGGGUUGGUAAAGGAUGUAGGAAAGAAGUAGGGUUUUUGUUACUGUUUUUUGUUUCGUGUUCUUGGUUUUUUUUGUUUUGUUUUUCUUUUUUAUUGUUCUUAGCUUUUAACAGUGUCAUGAAUAUUACAAUAUGUGCCUUAAGUUUUAGUGUGUAGAAAUCUCUAGAGAGCCUUAACUUUUUAAAUCAUUCUGCUGAGUUCAUAUAUUUUAAGUAGCACCUUCAAAGAAAAAAUAACAACUAACUUGUUUGAGGCAACUCUUAAAUUUAAAGUUUAUCUUGCUUCAUUAUUUGUUAUAUGUUGUCAGAUGUUACUGGAACAUUUAUGAAAUACUGGGUAAAGUUGGAUGUUUUAUAAAAUACUGACAUUUUUCUAGCAUUGGUAGUUGCUUGGUAUAUAUGCUUGCUAUUUAAAAAAUUUAAAGUUUAAAACUUCUGAAACAUGUUGGCUGUUCCAGCCACAUUAUAUUCAGGAAGACCUCUUUGGCUCCUUUCCUGAGAUGCUUAUUAGAAGCCGAGUGCUGGAGUGUUGUUUUCACUAAGUUACUACGUUCGCACCCUGUUCCAAGACAUUUGGAGUGGGUACAGAGCAUUUCCCCUCUUCAAACCAGUUGCUAUUAUUUUUCUCACUGUAAAAAUUAGUAUUAAAAUCUACACAUCAUAUAUUUAAUGUAGGUAGAUAGUUCAAAUAAUCAGCUGAAUUCAGCUUAGGUUUUUCCAAGACCCUAAUUACACUGGAAUCCUCAAGUGUGUGUGUUUGGUUUUGGUGUUUUAGUUUUUUGGUGGUGCUGGGGAUUGAACCCAGGACCUUAAGCAUGGUGAGCAUCAGCUCGGCCACUGAGCCGCACCCAGCCCUAUAGAAUCUCCUACCCUGUCAGUUUUCCCCUUUGGUUUUUGGUGGUUCCAUUCAUACUUGCUUCAAGCUGAAAGCUGUAUGUGAGAGAUGCAGUACCGACUGAAUAUGUGUGUGUGUGUGGUGUUUGGGUUUGUUUGGUUUUUUCUUAAUAUAUAUUUUUUUCAGUGUUUGCAAAUUCAAAAGGGCCAGAAAAAUUUGGCCACAGGCAAACCAAUAAAGAUAAAGUGGAAGGAAGAUUGAGAAGUGCCCUUCCUUUCAAUAAGGAACCCCCCUCCCAUUUCCCCCCCUCUUUCUGAGAAGACUUAGAAACAAACAUGCCACACUUAGAAUUAUUGGACACAAACCUUAAGCUUGGUGACGCUUCACUUACCUGAAAUGUAGGAAAAUGGGCUCAGUACAAGGAAAGGUGGGAGGGUAGAUCAGAAUGAAACUGUAAAUAUUUUUUUAACCUAGUAUCUUCUAAAUUGAGGCAGAACAAUGAGAGAUGUAACAUCCAAUGAAUUAUCUUCAAUGCAUUUAAAAUACCACUGUAAUUGACAGAAUGAAAAUACAGAUUCAAAACCUUGUGUUAGAGGCUGACUUUUCCAAAUAAAACAUUUAUUUUAUU
Messenger RNA from Castor canadensis (American beaver), 3312 nucleotides. RefSeq names its product solute carrier family 16 member 1 (gene Slc16a1). Gene Ontology annotation, cellular component: basolateral plasma membrane. Gene Ontology annotation, molecular function: lactate:proton symporter activity. The record is from RefSeq and is a predicted model, not a curated record. NCBI's taxonomy places the organism in Eukaryota, Metazoa, Chordata, Mammalia, Rodentia, Castoridae. Gene Ontology annotation, biological process: plasma membrane lactate transport.